Quercus lobata is the source of this 4137-nucleotide messenger RNA. Its product is annotated as pentatricopeptide repeat-containing protein At2g17525, mitochondrial-like. Gene Ontology annotation, cellular component: chloroplast. Gene Ontology annotation, molecular function: protein binding. NCBI's taxonomy places the organism in Eukaryota, Viridiplantae, Streptophyta, Magnoliopsida, Fagales, Fagaceae. Gene Ontology annotation, biological process: mitochondria-nucleus signaling pathway; chloroplast-nucleus signaling pathway. The record is from RefSeq and is a predicted model, not a curated record.
AUGUAUUAAGAGAUUGCUAUUGGGCCUAAAGUAUUUGGGUUGGGUUGAAUGUCCGUUUCAAUCAAAAUUUUAACCUUAAGCAACCCAGUUUUAUAAAUUCUUUGUUAUUCAAACCCAGGCCACUCAAUUCUUGUUACUUAUCCACAUUAACAUUAACAAAGCCCCAAACAAACUGAAGCACUUUAUGCUCUAUUAUACCACACAGAGAUCAGAAACAGAGCUUUGCAUUGCAUUCCUGGGACGACUCUGUGAUGGCUCCAGCUGCGUGAUGAUUUCGAAUGAAUGGUAUCUUCAAGGUUUCUUUUUUAUUGAUUUUGGCUGAUUUUGGAGUUUGGGUACGUGGAGAAAAAUUGGUUUGUUUGUUUGUUUAUAUAGUGUAGGUAAGGUGUUUGUUGUUAGUUCUGAGUGAGGAUUUCUAAUUAGACGAAAAACAAAAUAGGACGAAAAACGUUUAUAAAUUAUAUUUUUUGCAUUACUUGUUGAAGCUGUGGAUUAUGAAAGAUUAAGAGUGAAAGGUGAUGAACAACUCAUGAAAUAAAGAUUGCAAAUUUAAAUGUAUUGAAAAAUUAAAACCACACAUAAAAGAUGUGAAGUUAGAAACAACAUUAAGAAGACAAAUGAGGAAAAGAGUGGAGAGUUUAAUAUGUUCAUCAUUGGGGGGACGCUCGUGCAAGAGAGGUUAAAAACAGAGUAUUUUUAUUACUAUGAAUGAUAAAAAUGAUGAUUAAUUAUAGUUCAGAGAAUAAGAAUAGAAUAGGAGAGAGUUUGACUUUCUUUCUGUAUUUCACCCAAUCGCAUAGCCUUUUAAAUGUGAUGGAGAGGAAAGCUACUUUCAAUGUACAAAUACCCAUUUAAAAAAGCUAAACUUUGAAUUACUUAUAUGUAAAAUGUAUGCACUUUGAUCAUACUAUUUUGCUUUGUCUACAAUUCUUCUUUCUUGGUGCAGGCGUAAGAUUUUGUGAUGUGGAAUUGGAUAAAGUAUAAUGGUUAAUAACUCAGAACCCAGUAUGAAAAUAAAUUAGUUGGUGUUGGAAACAAAGCACUUCAUGCCCCAAAUCUCCAACCCUUCAACACUUACAAUCUUCUGCUCACUAACUUAUAAGAGAUUUCUUUUUUACAGCCUGCAAUCAAAAUGCAUUUCAUCCUCAUCAUCUCCUGUUCCAUCCCAACACACAUUGCCUAUUUAAUACUAGACCAAAAGUCAUUCUCCCAAGCCCUUCAAACCUUCAAAUGGGCUUCCAAACUCCCCAAUUUUACCCACUCUCAAUCCACCUACCGUGCAUUGAUCCACAAGCUCUGUGCUUUCCGCCGCUUCGAUAUUGUAAAGGAAUUACUUCAAGAAAUGCCCAACGCAAUCGGGUCACCCCCUGAUGAAGACAUUUUCAUCACGAUCGUCCGUGGUCUAGGGCGGGCACGUAUGGUUAAGCGGGUAAUCAAAGUGGUUGACUUGGUUACCCAGUUUGGAAAGAAACCUUCUAUGAGGAUUUUUAAUUCAGUACUUGAUGUUCUUGUUAAGGAAGAUAUUGAUUUGGCUCGAGAGUUUUAUAGGAAGAAGAUGAUGGGGAGCGGUGUUGAAGGUGAUGAAUACACUUUCGGGAUCUUAAUGAAGGGGCUUUGCUUGACUAAUAGGAUUGGUGAUGGUUAACUGUUGCAAGUGAUGAAGUCUAGGGAAAUCAUACCAAAUACUGUGAUUUAUAACACAUUACUUCAUGCACUUUGCAGGAAUGGGAAAGUUGGGAGAGCAAGGAGCUUGAUGAAUGAGAUGGAGGAGCCUAAUGAUGUGACUUUUAAUAUCUUAAUAUCUGCGUAUUGUAAAGAAGAGAAUUUAGUUCAAGCUCUUGUUCUCUUAGAGAAGUGCUUCAAUCUGGGGUCUGUGCCUGAUGUUGUAACAGGGACUAAGGUGCUGGAAGUUCUCUGCAAUGUUGGUCGUGUAACUGAGGCUGUAGACAUUUUGAACAGAUUGGAGAGCAAGGGAAGUGUGGUGGAUGUUGUGGCUUAUAACACUUUGAUAAAGGGGUUUUGUAGAUUAGGGAAAGUGAAAGUUGGGCAUCGCCUUUUGAAGGAGAUGGAGAAGGGCUGCUUUCCAAAUGUGGACACUUACAACAUAUUGAUCUCUGGUUGUUGUGAGUAUGAAAUGUUGGAUUUGGCUCUUGAUCUGUUUAAUGAGAUGAAAACAGAUGGAAUUAAUUGGAAUUUUGUUACAUAUGAUACAUUAAUUAAAGGAUUGUGUUCAGGAGGGAGGAUGGAAGAUGGGUUUAAGAUUUUGGAAAUAAUGGAGGAGAGUAAGGAGGGACCUAGGGGUCGUUUAAGCCCUUAUGAUAGUGUGUUAUAUGGUUUGUAUAAGGGGAAUCAGUUAGAUGAAGCACUCACAUUUCUGAUCCAGAUGGAAAAGUUAUUCCCUAGAGCAGUCGAUAGGAGCUUGAGAAUUGUAUGUCUUUGUGAAGAGGGUGCUAUUGAGGAUGCAAAGAAGGUUUUUGGUCAGAUACUUGGAGAAGGGGGAGUUCCAAAUGUUCUUGUUUAUGACCAUUUAAUCCAUGGAUUUUGUGAAGUAGGGUAUAUGCGUGAAGCAUUUGAGCUGAUGAAUGAGAUGGUUGGUCGUGGUUAUUAUCUGCUUGCACCAACAUUCAAUGCUCUGAUUAGUGGGUUCUGCUGGCAAGGAAAGGUCAGCAGUGCUUUGAAGCUCAUUGACGACAUGGUUGUGAGGGGUUGCAACCUUGAUAUAGGAAGUUAUAACUUGGUUGAUGCUCUUUGUAGGAAGGGGGAUUUUCAAAAGGCUUUUGGGCUCUUUUCACAAAUGUUAGAAAAGGAUAUUGCUCCUGAUUUUUCAUCAUGGAACUCAUUGCUUCUUAGUUGGUGUCAAGAAACAUCAUGGUUAGCAAGACAGAACAUGUUCCAAUGAAUGGGAGUAAGAGUAAAGGCUGCAGCUAUGUUCGUUAUCUACCAAUUCUGCAACUUAGUGAAUGGGAAAUGAAGGUUUUUUCAUAUAUUCCAAGUUAGAGGUUCAAGAGUUAGAGAUAGUUUGAGGAAGGUGCUUCUUGGGAAUGUAAGUAGAGAUCUUCAGUAUUAUUUGAUGUAUGCACUUUCUUAUUACUAGCUUGCCUUUUAAUUUACACAGGUUGAAGACCACACAUUCAACCAGAAAUAAUUAGAAGUAAAAAAACUCUGAAUAAAGAAAUAUAAAACAUAGACAAGGUUAAAAGAAACAUACAGUAGCAAUCCAGAUCUACCUUGAAUAUUCAUUAAUAGAAAUAGACACUAGACUAAUUUUUUUAUAAUUCAACAUUUUUAAAGAUAUUUCGAUUUUCCUAUCAUAUUAAUUUUGAUUUCGAAAAUUACAAACUAAAAUGAGAGAUCAUAUUUCUUGUGUUGUAAAUGCCCAUUAUUAAUAGUAUUUUCUCUAUCAUAGCAAUCCAGUCCAAAAAAAAAAAGGGCUUUUUAGCUAAUAAGAGAUGAGAUGCUAAUGAAAUUAACUCAUGUUGAUGGUGAAAUCACCAUCACUCUGAAGCAUAUGAUACUGGUUGGCACUUGGCAGUGGAAAUGAAAGAUAGAGUGGUUUUCCAACAAUUGCACAUCAUAUGCUACCAUUUGUAAGUCCUCGUUAAGACCCAUGUUCUCAAGUUCUGUCAAUUUCAUCAUUGAUAUUCUUUAAUUGGAUCAUUUCUACAAUUAAAAAAUAUGGGGACUUCUAUAAUUUCCCAUUAAUUUGGUUAGGCAAUCAAUUGACUUAUGCUUCUUAAUGCAACCGGUGGCUGUUUACAUCAUUAAAUUUCAAUAAAGCAUUCUUUAAUAUUGCAGUUGCUAACUUACUUUCUCUGUGCUAUAAGCGGUCCUGUCAAAAUAAAUUUUCAAUUCCUCUUUGUAGUAAAGAGUCCACAAACCCUCAUUCACUUGUCUUAUUGAUUUCUAUUGUUAAGUUAGCCAUGACUAUCAUAAAAUUUAUGGGAGAUGGCUUUGCACUGAAAUUUAUCCACAAUAAUUCUAUCUUUUUUUUUCUUUUCUUUUUUGGUGCCUAGUAAUACUUUAUUAAGAAUGAGCAAAACUAAACAGGGGAAAAGUGCCGCAAAAGAGGGGUUUUACCUCCAUCUCUAUCCUAAGGACAAAACCAACGGUCUGGAAUGGAUGAGCUGGGAUCAAUCC